UAAUGUCAUAAUAUCGCAACUCAACUGUCAAAACAUUACCUAAAAUUAAAUUAUUAUUCUAGAUUUCCAAUAACAAUAAAAUUUACUAAGUCCAAUCGAAAUAUAUAAUAAUAUAAAUCCAGUUCAAAGUUUAUAAUGUACAACUUCAACAGUCAGUAAUAACAGUAGUAGCAAUAUGAAUUCAGCAAUCAUUAAAGUUAAAACAUCUGCUAAUCUCGUUCGUAACGUGCAGAAACGUAUCACUUUGCCCGAGAAACUUAAAGGCACUAUAGUCGAAAAAUGGUCCAAUUAUUGGAAAAAUCUCUUCAUGGACUACACGCAGAUGCUACAAGACUUAAGAACGGACAUGCAAGACAAUCCAAGAAAAGCGUUCAUAUGGAGUUCUGCUCUGGCCGCUGUGUAUGUUUUGGCUGCUCGUAAUCCAUCAGAAAUUGAUUUUAAAGAUACGGUGAAGAGAGUAACAAAUGAUGCCAUCUUAGUUAGUGAAGAGUGCAGAAACUCAAAAUCAAUUGACCAUUUGAGGUUGAUAGAACAGAGUUACAAUGAAGGUGUAUUGCACUAUAGAAGUUUAGGGGUUAUAUCAAUCAUGUAUAUGUCGGAAUUAAACAAUGAAUGUGAUUUAUAUAAAGCACACUGUUCAUAUUUGCAGCCAACAUAUUUUGGAAUAUUCUCUAGAAUAAUAGACAUUGGUAUGAUGGGCAGAUGGUGGAAUGUUUUUAUAAAAACAACAAAUUAUGAUGUUGCAUAGACCUGUUGCUUAUUUACAUUAAUUUAUUUAGAAUAAAUACAAGGUAGUAAAUUGUAAAAUAAUACACAAAUAUAUUGAAUGAA
Molecule: messenger RNA, 831 nt
Organism: Leptidea sinapis
Lineage: Eukaryota; Metazoa; Arthropoda; Insecta; Lepidoptera; Pieridae
Product: mitochondrial import inner membrane translocase subunit Tim29
Exons: 1
Coding region: 176-748 (190 amino acids)
Biological process (GO): protein insertion into mitochondrial inner membrane
Cellular component (GO): TIM22 mitochondrial import inner membrane insertion complex
Source: RefSeq, a predicted model, not a curated record